AUGUGCAGCAUGAAGAUGAUGCUUCUGGGCGAGUUGAAUCCCAGCGAGCACGCCCGUGUCAUUGGCUACAAGGCCAUCAAGUGGCGUUUCGAGGAGAACCUGAAGGACUUAGAGUUGCUGAUGGAGGCUUUUCCUUGCGCCAAGGUGAUCUUGAGCAAGAGAAGGAGCAUCGAUGAUCAGCUUCUCUCCCAAGGAGAAGUGUUUGGAAGCAUGGACUACUAUGCCACGGAGCACGCGAACAAGGCCAUGGACAAGUUCGCAAAGCAUCACAGCGACAGGUCUUUCAGCUUGGACUUGGAGGAUUUCGACGUCGAGCACUUCAACGCUUUACUGGGCUUCUUGGGUGAGGACGACAAGUGCCGGUACGUGGAUGUCGUACAUGACAAUGCAACUCGUCUGCAGGUCUGUCAGUUUUUGCAGCCCCCCUAA
Messenger RNA from Symbiodinium necroappetens, 429 nucleotides. The record is from the annotation of a GenBank genome assembly. NCBI's taxonomy places the organism in Eukaryota, Dinophyceae, Suessiales, Symbiodiniaceae.